This is a messenger RNA of Amoebophrya sp. A25, 568 nucleotides long. NCBI's taxonomy places the organism in Eukaryota, Dinophyceae, Syndiniales, Amoebophryaceae. The record is from the annotation of a GenBank genome assembly.
GUAAAACAGCAAGUACUAAUGCUAAUCUGAAAAUAUUGUCAAACUCAAAGUAACUGCAUGCACUAUGAAAAAGCGAGAAGAACAGUUUUGAAAAAUUCAAUGAAAUAUUCGAGAAUUAUUCUGCAACAUAUCGGCAUCCGGUAAACCAUUAUUUUGCACAUUAUUCUCUUCAUGAGUAAGAAGAAAUCUGUAUCAAUGAUAACUCCACUGGUUUUAUUGGAAUUCGUUGUAUAUAAUUCGUUUGAUGUCAAGAAAUAGAGCUUCACUACAUGGAUCGUGACAAAUUUUUGUAACAUUGAUUAUCUUCAGCUAAAACAUCGUAAUUCUUAAUCUGGUAAGUAGUAACGUGGAAUUCUCAACUAUUCAUCUUGGAUUUGUGUUGAUAGACUAUGGCAAGCAUUGUAAAGCUUAUAAAUGACGAAAUAUAACUCAUUUUUUGAUGUUUGUACGAUAGGUUCUUUGGAAUAUGAUAACAAUAGCCAUAGGAGCAACAUUGCUGGGGGCGUACAAGGAAGCAUCCGUUGUAAUCAACGGAAGCGUCCUCCUGUGUGACGAGCAGUGUUCCUGA